UCUGCAGAGAAAUGUGAUGAGGCUCUGGCGUCUCCUCUUCCUCACACAGCUUUCACCAGCUCCUCCGUCUUCGCCAAUGGAUAUGCACCAGGAUAUGCCAAGCUUAACAGAAGAGGAGGUGCGGGUGGUUGGUCUCCACUGGACAGUGACCAUUACCAGUGGCUACAAGUGGACCUGGGCUCCAGGAAGCAGGUUAGCGCCAUUGCAACCCAGGGCCGCUACAGUAGCUCUGACUGGACAACCCGGUACCGUCUCCUCUACAGUGACACUGGAAGGAACUGGAAACCCUACCACCAAGACGGCAACAUCUGGGCCUUCUCGGGAAACUCGAACUCGGAGAGUGCGGUUCGGCACGAGCUGCAGCAGGGAAUUGUCGCCCGCUUCCUCAGGAUGGUCCCGCUGGACUGGAGCGAGGAGGGCCGCAUUGGCCUGCGCAUCGAAAUCUAUGGCUGCUCGUACUGGGCGGACGUGAUCAACUUUGAUGGACAGGGUGUAAUCUCAUAUCGUUUUAAGGUAAAGAAGAUGAAGAUCAUCAAGGAUGUGAUAGCACUCAAGUUCAAGACGUCAGAGAGCGAGGGAGUGAUUCUUCACGGGGAGGGCCAGCAGGGAGACUACAUCACCCUGGAGCUCCGCAAGGCCAAGUUACUGCUGCAGAUCAACCUGGGCAGUAACCAGUAUGGCUCCAUACUGGGUCACACAUCUGUGACAACUGGGAGUCUAUUGGAUGACCACCACUGGCACUCGGUGGUGAUAGAGCGUUACCGUCGUAACGUCAACUUCACCUUGGACAGGCACACCCAGCACUUCAGAACCAACGGGGAGUUUGAUCACCUCGAUCUUGACUAUGAGUUGAGUUUCGGGGGGAUGCCGUACAGCGGGAAGCCACUGGGUGGUGGGAGGAAGAACUUUAAAGGUUGCAUGGAGAGCAUCAAUUACAACGGAGACAACAUCACUGACCUGGCUCGGCGCAAAAAGCUGGACACCUCCAGCUUUCGCAACCUGUCCUUCACCUGCAUGGAUACCCACACCUUCCCGGUGUUCUUCAAUGCCACCAGCUUCCUGCAGCUGCCGGGUCGAGCCAGUCACAACGUCGUGUCUGUGGGCUUUCAGUUUCGUACCUGGAACCUAAACGGGCUCCUCCUCUUCAGCAACCUUGAUGAUGGAACGGUGGAGAUAUCCCUCGAGGAUGGCAAGGUUGCAGUUCACGUCAACGUGACACGGGCAGCAAAAAUUGGACGGAUAGACAUAUCAUCUGGUUCUGGCCUCAACGAUGGACAAUGGCAUGCUGUUCGUCUGGUUGCAAAGGAGAACUAUGUCAUGCUGACGAUAGACGGCGAUGAGGCAUCCGCCGUCCGUUCCACCUCACCCCUCACCAUCACCACCGGAGGAACCUAUCACCUGGGAGGAUACUUCCUGCAGACCUUGUUCCCUCCCUCUCAGCGUUCGUUUCAAGGUUGUAUGCAAGCCAUCCUGUUGGAUGACCACCCGGCUGAUUUGUAUGCUGUGGAGAAAGGCAGUGUGGGGGCUUUUGAGAACGUCAGCCUGGACAUGUGUGCAAUCAUUGACAGGUGUAUGCCUAAUCAUUGUGAGCACGGGGGCCGGUGUAAACAGACAUGGGACAGUUUCAGCUGCACCUGUGAUGGGACAGGGUACACGGGAGCCACGUGUCACACUUCCAUCUAUGAGCCAUCGUGUGAGGCCUAUAAACACCUGGGCCGCUCCUCUGAUGCCUACUGGAUCGACCCCGACGGCAGCGGAGCCCUUGGGCCAUUCAAAGUCAACUGCAACAUGACAGAGGACAAGGUGUGGACCACUGUGAUGAACAAUCUGCCAGCUCAGACCACAGUGACUGGCUCCAGCAGAGAGAGACGCACUGUCCUACAGGUCAACUACAGUGCCUCUAUGGAACAGGUGACAGCCAUCACCACCAGUGCAGAACAGUGCGAGCAGCAUAUCUCCUACAACUGUCGCAUGUCAAGACUGCUCAACACGCCAGAGGGGACCCCUUACACAUGGUGGGUGGGCCGGGGAAAUGAGAAGCAUUUCUACUGGGGAGGAUCGGGACCUGGCGUUCAAAAAUGUGCCUGUGGCAUUGACAGAAACUGCACAGACCCAAAAUAUUCCUGCAACUGUGAUGCAGAUCACAAGCAAUGGAGGGAAGAUUCAGGACUCUUAAUGUACAAGGACCACUUGCCAGUCAGCCAGGUUGCCGUGGGCGACACCAACCGGCCAGGCUCCGAGGCAAAGCUGACUGUGGGCCCACUGCGUUGCCAGGGAGACAGCAACUUCUGGAAUGCUGCAUCAUUCACCACGCCGUCCUCCUAUCUGCACUUUGCCACCUUCCAGGGGGAGACCAGCGCUGACAUCUCUUUUUAUUUCAAGACCAGCGCCCCCUACGGAGUCUUUUUGGAAAACCUGGGCAACACUGACUUCAUUCGUUUGGAGCUGAAAUCUCCGACAGCUGUCUCCUUCUCCUUCGACGUUGGAAACGGACCCGUGGAGUUGACGGUACGUUCUGCCACACCCUUGAACGAUGACCAGUGGCAUCACCUGAUGGCAGAGCGAAACGUGAAGGAGGCGGUCCUCCAGUUGGAUCUCACCUACCGGGUGUCUCGGCCUGCCCCGCCCCAGGGCCACACCCGGCUAGAGCUGUUCAGCCAGCUCUAUGUGGGGAAACCAGCAUCGCUCACCUGCCAAGACAGUGCUGCCGGGGGCCAGAGAGGGUUCCUCGGUUGCAUCCGCGCCCUUAGGAUGAAUGGCGUUACCCUUGACCUCGAGGAAAGAGCAGAGAUCACACCGGGGGUCAAACCUGGCUGCCAGGGCCACUGCACCAGUUAUGGGAUGUACUGUAGGAAUGGUGGGAAGUGUGUGGAGAAGUACAAUGGCUACUCCUGUGACUGCUCUGCCACAGCGUACGACGGGCCAUUCUGCACCAGAGAUGUCGGGGGAUUCUUUGAGGCUGGAACACUGGUCAAGUACAAUUUCCUGCCUGAAGCAGCGGCACGAGCCCAUAAGGAUGAAAGGAUCCUUGCCCAUCCCCUGAGCCCGCAGGAAAUGAAUCUGACAAAAGAGGAAGUGGCCUUUAGUUUCAGCACAUCCAAUGCACCAGCUAUUCUGAUGUUUAUCAGCUCCAAGGUGCAGGACUAUCUGGCUGUGGUGUUACGGCACAAUGGUUCAUUACAGGUACGAUAUGAUCUGGGUGGUUUAAAGGAGCCAUUUGCAAUUGAUGUGGACCAGCGUAACUUAGCCAAUGGACAACCACACAGUAUAAAUAUGUCCCGAGUCAACAAGAGUAUCACUAUCCAGUUGGACCACUACCCUCCAGUCAGCUACACCCUCCCAGAGGGUUCAGACAUACAGUUCAACCUGGUCAAGACGCUGUUCUUGGGGAAAGUCUUUGAGACAGGGAACAUAGACCCGGUGCUCAUCGAGCAUUAUAACACACCAGGAUUCAUUGGGUGCCUAUCACGGGUACAGUUCAACGGCAUCGCGCCCCUCAAGUCUGCCCUCAGAACGCCAGCGUCAGCCCAGCCCGUGCCGACGGACGGACAGACGGACAGACAGCCGGUACCCAUCGGGCCUGUGUCCUACCAGGGCAAACUAAUAGAGUCCAACUGCGGGGCAUCACCACUAACCAUCCCACCAAUGUCUGCCGCCACAGAUCCCUGGCAUCUGGACAACACAGAUGCAGAAUUCCCCUUCAAUGAGGAGAGGGUGAUCCCCGAUGGAGUCAACAGGAACUCAGCCAUCAUCGGAGGCAUCAUUGCGGUCGUGAUCUUCACCAUCCUGUGCACCCUGGUGUUUCUGAUACGCUACAUGUUCCGCCACAAGGGCACCUACCACACCAAUGAGGCUAAAGGCAGCGGGGAGACCGGCGGGGAAUCGGCAGACACAGCCAUCAUCGGCACGGACAACCCGGAAACAAUCGAUGAAUCAAAGAAAGAGUGGUUCAUCUAA
Molecule: messenger RNA, 3957 nt
Organism: Lampris incognitus (smalleye Pacific opah)
Lineage: Eukaryota; Metazoa; Chordata; Actinopteri; Lampriformes; Lampridae
Gene: cntnap2a
Product: contactin associated protein 2a
Exons: 26
Source: RefSeq, a predicted model, not a curated record